GAACUGUACAGCAAGCACUAUAUGAACGGGUAGAACUCAGAAUGCUCAAACAGCACAUCGGCAGGCGCUGCGGCUAAGAACUACACUGGAUUGUUAUUGGUAUUUCCCUGCAAUUGCGUCACGACUCUCUUUUUUCUCGUUUUUUAAAACGCUUCCCAGCCAAUGAAGGGGAUUUGCUCUCAUCCCAGCUGAAGUGCAAGUUGGAGAGGUUCCAGAGGCUUGUCGGCUACUACCUAGGCUAGGGGGGCUGGCGGUAUUCACUUCAGUGCCGCUCUGCAGCCCUGUGGCGUGUUAUCUAUCUUGCUGCUUUAGUGCCGUCCGCUGUGGCUGCAGGUCCAGCACGGGAUUUCAGCACCGGAGCUGUCUAUUCCUAGCAGUAAACUGCAGGCUGGAGCACAAAUUACACCCUAUCAGUUUCACUACGACACGACUUGUCCUUGUUAGUGGAAGACUGGAUUCAAGAUUUAUGGGCUAUAUGUAUUCUGCAAAAAGACAAGCUGCGCAUUGAAAUACUUUUUGGACUUUUCUAAAUCCCAACGAGAGAAAUAGAAAAGGAAAUUGGCAAGGAAAAGCAACACUUCAAAAACAAAAAAGUGAGCCAUGGGGGUGCUGAUGUCUAAGAAGCAGAGUGUGGAGAAGGUUCAGAAGGUCAGUGUGGUGGUGUCUGCCUUCAAGGAAGGUCUGAAGGACAGGCCCCCACCAGCCCGCAGACCCGAGGCUGCACAGGCAGUUGAGGAGAAGCCCGUCGAGAGUGCAGCCGUGCAGGAGGAGGUGGAGGUGAAGCAGGGGCCCUCCACCACCCAGCCUCUUCCCAGGGUCGAGGGCAAAGACAAUGAGGCUGCCUGGUCCAGACUGCGGGACGGGCGGGGGGUGGAGCCAGAGGAGCUGGAAAGAGCCAAUCAGCUCACCCCUCCGGCCUUCGUCAGGCCAAAACGAGGCAUCAGUGACGAUAAUGCCAUAGACAUCAGCCUGGAACAGCGGGAGCAGCCUGUGAAUGAUGAGAUGUGUGAGAUUUGCGAGGUGUGGACCGCAGAGGACCUCUAUCCCUGUCGUGUCUGUACCCGGGUGUUCCACGACGGCUGCCUGCGGGAAAUGGGCUACCUGCGCAACGGCAGCGUGCAGGAGCUCACCGAGACAGCACACACAUCCAUGGGCUGGAGCUGCUACUACUGUGACAACAUCAACCUGCUGCUGACAGAAGAGGAGGUGUACAGCCUCAUGGAGACCUUCAAACAGUGCAAUAUAAUCCCAGAGUCCUGUCUGGGGACUGAUGACUUCCUCAGCUACAAGCAUUUUGUGUCAAGGCAACUGUCCAACGAGCAGAUGACUGAAGAGAUGGAGGAGCUGGAACUGGGGCAGUUCUCUGCCCUGGACCCUGAGAAGAGGGGGCAGAUCGAGUGGGCAGACUUCCUCUACCAUGAGUCCAUCAGGGUGGUGGAGAAGUUCCGCAGCAAGAACUCUCUGGUACGUUUGCUGACGGCGAAGGAGAGGGAGCGGGCGAGGGCAGCCUUCACUGCCCUCGACCAGGACAAGGAUGGCCUCAUCACAGGAGGCGAGUCAAAGAAAGCACAGCACACCUGGUUCCGCAAGCACACCAAGGAGUCCCAGUCCUGCAAUGUGAGCAUCAGCCAUGUGGGUCCAAUAUCUGAGAGCAGCCCGGCCAGCUCUGGCAGCGGCAAGAGCAGAGAUCAGGAUGACAACAGACAAGUGGACUGGCUGGAGUUCCUGAAGGAAAAUGCCAUCUACAUCCUGGCAGCUCGUCCGAACAGCGGGGCUGUGCACCUGCGGCCGCCACUAUAACCCAGAGGAGGCUGCUCAAGACCUGAGGAAGAGAUAACUCCACAUCUCCAGCACAGGGAAAUGCAAGGAACACAAACAAAUAAGCGAAGAACUUACACAGGCAUAUCUGUUCAAUGCAAGGAGGCUGCAAGCCACAUAUUAAUUUGAGAUUCAAAUUAAAGAUUGAUGGAUUGCUUUAAUGAAUGUGCCAGCUGGGGUCAGCACAGGUACAAAAGCUAACGGAAAUAUUACUGUAUGUAUCUUUUAUUUAUUUGUUCAUUUAUUUAUUUUGACAUGGGUUGAUUUGUCUGUGCCACCCAAGUCUAGCACAGUUGUAUCUCAUUAGCACAGAGGCUAAAUCCAAGAGAAACAGAACAUAUAUCAGAACCCCUUUUAUACAAACAACUGGUACAUUCUCAUGUAAAUGCCUGUUUGAUUUGAUACGGUUGAAGGCUGGGAGAAACCUUUUGCUGUAGUGAUUCAGAUAAAGGGGGUUUACUGUAGAUGUGAGUGAAGACACGUAUAAAAUAGCAUUAACCUUCACACUGCUUGUG
Molecule: messenger RNA, 2333 nt
Organism: Polyodon spathula (Mississippi paddlefish)
Lineage: Eukaryota; Metazoa; Chordata; Actinopteri; Acipenseriformes; Polyodontidae
Product: PHD finger protein 24-like
Exons: 8
Coding region: 601-1800 (399 amino acids)
Molecular function (GO): calcium ion binding
Source: RefSeq, a predicted model, not a curated record